Molecule: messenger RNA, 1442 nt
Organism: Athalia rosae (coleseed sawfly)
Lineage: Eukaryota; Metazoa; Arthropoda; Insecta; Hymenoptera; Athaliidae
Product: ribonuclease P protein subunit p40-like
Exons: 6
Coding region: 341-1423 (360 amino acids)
Biological process (GO): tRNA 3'-end processing; endonucleolytic cleavage in ITS1 to separate SSU-rRNA from 5.8S rRNA and LSU-rRNA from tricistronic rRNA transcript (SSU-rRNA, 5.8S rRNA, LSU-rRNA); tRNA 5'-leader removal
Cellular component (GO): ribonuclease MRP complex; multimeric ribonuclease P complex
Molecular function (GO): ribonuclease MRP activity; ribonuclease P activity
Source: RefSeq, a predicted model, not a curated record
CGAACGUUUCUCUGCACGUGUAGUUCGAUAGCAGACGUCAUGGAUCGCAAAACGUCAUAACUGUUCAAAAACCUAAUAUCGCGCAAAUUCAACAAACAACGAACAGCUGUUCGCGUCAACGAUAAUGAGAUCGUGAGCCGCAAUUUUGAAUAACAGUAGAUGUGGCGUAAAUGUGGCAUUCUUCUACCGAAAAUCAAAGAGCUCGGGUCUUCUCCUAAAAACGUAGGUGUGUACAGCCGUUAGGCGAGGAUUAAUCUGCGCUUGUUUCGCGCAGCUCCUGGAUAGCAGUAAUAAUAGAGAACAGCGGAGACGUUACUCGUAUUUUAGGAAUAAUCGGGAAAUGCUGUGCCCGGAGGUGUGGGACUUUAAAGCCCCACAGCACAAUUUCAAGGUCGUUAAAUCGGACUCUUUAACAAAGGAGGUGACUAGUGCAAUAAAGAAUCACUACUUCAAUCACUCGGUCCAAGUCGUACUCCCCGAUACUGUCAAUCUACCUCAUCAUAUUUUCGAGAACUUCAACGCAGACAGCGACUACUAUAGAGUUAACGGUCUACAGGCCCAAGAACUAGUAGACAAAGAAUUUGUGGAGGCUUUUGUCAAGAAAGGAGAAGUCAACAUUUUAGCAAUUGAGAGUCGCGUCGACACAGCAAAUUCUUUGGCAGUGACUCCAUCUGGUCAUUUGAUAUUGUCGUUGGUUAAAGAAGAUUUCCAAUCUCUCGGUUUAGAAGGUUCACCCUCGUUCUUCGACCGUAAAGUUAAGACCCGCUUCGUGGUGACUAUCGAUUUAAAAGAAGAAAUUUUUACACCUGGCAAAAAAAACUAUGAACAUGUCCGACGGUGCCUUACAAAUAAUCUACAUCAGAGUUUUGACAUCAUUCUUGCUUGGAACCCCCCAGAUGACAAGUUAUGCCCAUCUUCAGUUGCGGCAUGGUUCCAUAAACGAGGAUAUGAAGUGAAACUCUGCAGACAAGUGAAGGUAGAGCGGAGUGAGUAUUCCUUGAAAAUUCCCAUCAUCAAUUCCAGUACCGACGAUGGAAAGUUAUUUGAAUGGCUUGGCAUGUUCAGCAUUGGUGGUGACUUAGAGGAUACAAAAUAUGAUUCCUACGUGAACAGAUAUCAGUGUCCUGCACCUAUGACCGAAGUUGGACAAAUCCGCAGCAUUCGGUGGAUGGGUUUCAUGACUCGGAUACAAGUGGAAAAUAUUUUUCAUGAGCUCAGGUGCUACAUUCAGCAAAGGGAAACGAUACCGUGGGCCAGUAUAGAUGUUCAAGGAUUCAUGGAUACUCCGAUAAGCUGGAAAUUACAAGAGCACAAUUAUUUGAGUGAUGGAGAUAAUAGUUUUACCAUUUUUAUGAAACCUAACGGGUCGUAUGUCUUGAGGACAAGCUUGAGUUCAAAUAACAAGCCAAGGAUUUUUCAAUAAAUGAGAUUUGUAAAUUUAA